GACAUAUGGACAGAAGGGGAGGCAGAGAACAUCACCACUCUUUGAGUGCAUGUUCGUUUUAAGGAGCAAAAGCUAAGCUGCAGUGGAGUGUGAGUGACCUGAAGAAGAAGAAGAAGAAGAAGAAAGAGGAGGACGAGGAGGAGGGCCUUAAGCACUGAGGAGAUACAGCAUGUGCGUCCUCGCCUCUGGUGGAUUUGGGUUGACAGGCAGAAGAGUCACGCUGGACGUCACAAUGUGUCUGCUCUUUGAUAUCAGUCCAAUCUCCGGGGGUCAGGGACGUUUUAAAUGCUGAAAAGGAUUUGGACUCACAUCCUCUGAGUGCACACGGACGGACGGACUCAUUGAGCGCACUGGAGGCUUUCCCUUUCGCGAACCCAGGAUCCGCUGCUCAGGAUGCUCUGUGAGAGAAAUCCACUUCAAAUCCGACCGCAACAACCAGCCGGACUCCACGCUGCGCCCACAGGCGACGACGCGGCAGAAAGCCUCCAUUAAAAGCUGCACCGCUCGCUCGGGACAAAAGGUGCAGCGAGUUCUGCAGGACGAGCUGCAGGCGGCGCACAUGAGCAGCUCACUUGCCCUCGCUCAGGCACAAGAGCCUCGCUCGCUGGGCUGCUGGCACCAGCAACAGAGAUUCCCCAACAUGAUGGAGAAACUGAACCCCUCCGGCCCACCUGUCUCCCCCUCCGAGCUGCCCCGCCCGUCCUCCCCGUCCUGUGGCUCCGGAGAGCAGCACAGUCCCCCCCGCAGCAAGACGUCAUUUGAGGACGCCAUCGGCUGCCCACGGCCCGCUCUCAAAAAGGGGCAAAAGGGACCCAAGGACGUCUCCUCUUCAGGCUCGCUUAAGCCCAUCGUCAUGGAGACAAGGGAGGAGAAGGAGGAGGAGGCGGAGGAGGGCGAGAAGCGAGCAGGAGCAAAGAGCACCACAGCCCCGGACGCCGCUGCCAACGGGUCCCCAACUCUUUCCUCUCCGCCUCCGCUGCUCCCAGCACCAGCCAAGGCCUCCGCCGCAUCCUUCCCUCCGUGCUCCUUUUCGUCUCCUCUUCCUCCGCACAUUCCCGUCAUCAGCCUCGGUCACAGCAAACCCCCUCUCCCCCUCCCCAACACCCCCUUGACGGCCCUCCACCCGAUACCCAACCUGCGGCAUGGGCCCCACGGAGACCUUCGCCGCUGUCAGCGGCCUGUGGCCAACCCUUCUGGGGGCUCCUCAGCUCCCUCCCCAGCACACCUUUUGCAUCAGCAGUACCUGUCGCCGCACCCCUUCUUCACCAGUUCUUACCUGAGUCCCUCAGGAGGAAACUAUGGCCUCAUCAGCAGCAGCCGCAUCAAGAGAAGACCCUCGUCCCACUUUGAGGUGGAGAUCACUGAUUGCCCUCCCCAGAAAAUCGCUCGCCGCGUCUUCACCAACAGCCGCGAGCGCUGGCGGCAGCAAAACGUCAACGGGGCUUUCUCCGAGCUGAGGAAGCUCAUCCCCACGCACCCCCCCGAGAAGAAGCUCAGCAAGAACGAGAUCCUCCGUCUGGCCGUCAAGUACAUCAACUUCCUGGUGACGCUGCUCAGCGACCAGGCACAGGACCGGGGCAGGGACUCCGAGGAGGACGGGGUCACCGCGGCUGGGUCGGACGGCAGCAGACAGGACCGCGUGUUUCAGUGCAGCCCCCCUCCUCCGGCCCGCGCCGCCCCCCCACCCUCGGCCCGGCCCGCCGCAGUGCGCAGAGAGAGGGACUCCACCGACUCGGUCGUUGCUCUGUCCAACUCCCCGGAAACGUCCAGUUGCUACGGCGAUACGGACAGUGAGGAGAGCUUCGUGGCUAAGACCUCUUUGGUGACACGCGGCAUUCUGGGAAAGGUCAAGGGGCAGAUAAGGACGGUGGCAGCCACGAGCGACGAGCGGUGACACCAUGUCGAUGUCUCUUUGAAAUGUAUCUGUGCCGUGCGGCAAGCUGAGAGGCACAAAGCAUCGCCGAAUAUUUGAACACAUUUUAUGUCCAAAUAAGGUCACAAUAUUUGUUUGUCGAACUUUACAAUGGGGAUGAGAAGUGAUGAAUUAUGUAAAACAGGACAGAACAGAACAGAACAAACUGAAUUUUUCUCUGUAGACCAAAGGAAAAUAUUUAAACACAAGAUUGUUCAAACCAAAGUUUUUUUUAUGGUCCAAAUGCAGCCUCGUACCUGUAAAUAAUCGGCAUUGCUCCCGCACGAUUACGGGGACGACCAAGAAAUACCAAGUGUCCAGCUUUUAACGCCGUUGUCGGAGAGGCGAGGCUCACGGUACCACCCUCACAUUGUGACACAUUGUACCAGACAGAAAUAAAGUGCCCUUUUAGUUUGCGGUUCCUUAUUUGACAUCCUCUUAUUGCGCUCCAAAGACUUGUCGUUGUCAGCAGAAUUUCUCAACAUGUUUAAAUGUUUAGGGGACGUACGUUCAUCCUUUUAAGUGUUCAGUGUCAAAAUCCCCUGUGUGAGAUGAACUCCAUAACCAUGAGGUGUUAGAUGUGUAAGUACAGUGUUUAUCUUAACUAACUUAAGUCACGGGUCUACAUUUCAAUAAAUUGCAAUAACAA
Messenger RNA from Pungitius pungitius (ninespine stickleback), 2561 nucleotides. RefSeq names its product LYL1 basic helix-loop-helix family member (gene lyl1). Gene Ontology annotation, molecular function: RNA polymerase II cis-regulatory region sequence-specific DNA binding; DNA-binding transcription factor activity, RNA polymerase II-specific; protein dimerization activity. Bases 560 to 1894 code for a protein of 444 amino acids. The transcript has 5 exons. NCBI's taxonomy places the organism in Eukaryota, Metazoa, Chordata, Actinopteri, Perciformes, Gasterosteidae. The record is from RefSeq and is a predicted model, not a curated record. Gene Ontology annotation, biological process: regulation of transcription by RNA polymerase II.